This is a messenger RNA of Chelonoidis abingdonii (Abingdon island giant tortoise), 891 nucleotides long. Its product is annotated as olfactory receptor 52B2-like. Gene Ontology annotation, molecular function: G protein-coupled receptor activity; olfactory receptor activity. Gene Ontology annotation, biological process: G protein-coupled receptor signaling pathway. The record is from RefSeq and is a predicted model, not a curated record. NCBI's taxonomy places the organism in Eukaryota, Metazoa, Chordata, Testudines, Testudinidae. Gene Ontology annotation, cellular component: plasma membrane.
AUGAUGACAGCUGACAAUCACACCUUUUUUGCCCCCAUGACCUACAUCCUGACCGGCAUCCGGGGUACGGAGGAGUCUCAUGUCUGGACCUCCAUCCCCUUCUGUCUGAUGUACAUUGUGACACUUUUUGGGAACUCUCUCCUACUAUUCAUCAUACUAACACAACGAAGCCUCCACCAGCCCAUGUAUCUAUUCGUGUCCAUGCUGGCUGCUGCUGAUCUGCUGUUAUCUACCACGGCAGUGCCCAGGAUGAUGGCUGUAUUCUGGUUUAGAGCAGGGGAAAUUUCUUUUGCUGCCUGCCUGACCCAGAUGUUUUUCAUCCAUGUCAGUUUUAUGGCCGAGUCGGCCAUCCUCCUGGCUAUGGCGUUUGAUCGGUACGUUGCCAUCUGCGACCCCUUGAGAUACACUUCUGUGAUAACCAAGUCUGUGACAAGGAGGAUGGGGCUGGCAGUUAUCACAAGAAGUUUCUGUAUCGUUUUCCCCGUCAUCUUUCUAGUGAAGCAGCUGAAUUUCUGCAGAACCAACCGCCUGCCUCACACCUAUUGUGAGUACAUGACCAUAGCCCGGCUGGCCUGCGACGACAUUACAGUCAAUUUCUGGUAUGGUAUAGUUGUGGCUAUUUUAGUAAUUAGUUUAGAUGCUGUGCUCAUUGCUGUAUCUUAUGGGCUCAUCCUCAGGGCUGUUUUCCAGCUCCCCUCCAAGGACUCCUGGCUCAAGGCUCUCCACACCUGCGGCUCCCACCUCUGUGUCAUACUGAUGUUCUACACAUCAGGCUUUUUUCUCAUUUUUGCACACCGAUUUGGGCACAUCAUUCUAGGUUAUAUUCUCAUCCUACUGUCCCAGCUCUAUGUGCUCAUUCCCCCCAUAUUAAACCCCCUCUUUAUGGGUUGA